Molecule: messenger RNA, 2191 nt
Organism: Cuscuta epithymum
Lineage: Eukaryota; Viridiplantae; Streptophyta; Magnoliopsida; Solanales; Convolvulaceae
Source: the annotation of a GenBank genome assembly
CACGGCUGAUGCACCGCGCGCCCACAUUUAUAGUGAUGAUGAUGAAUAUUAUUAUGAGAGUUGCUCACUUUCUUUCUUGUACCCCAAAGUUCAGUCUUUCAAAAUUUUCCACAUACAAAAUACUGAGUAAGUGCUAAAUUUUCGCUCGAGAAGAAGAGAAAGAAAAGACAGAGCUCCGAAGACCGGGCAUUCCCCUUUCUAACACCGCGCCGAUCUUCCUUCUCUGCCAUUUUUUCAAUAAUAACUAUCCCAACAAGGGGAAUUUUUUUAUAGAGACAAUACAAUUUCUUCCUGAAGAGUAUGGCAUUGGCAAGGAUUGCAAGGAAUGGCCUAAGGCGCUCGGGAGGCACUCUUGGCAUUCAUGCAACCGACAAUUGUAUACUACCUGCACAAACAACCCCUUCACCAACCUUUGGAAAUGCUACCUCAAUCGGCAAUCUCGAUCAUCUCUCAACUACUAAAAAGGUGAACCAAACAAGUCUCAAGAGCAUAGGCACAAUGAGGUUUAUGCCUCCAUAUCGUUUUUCUCAUUCACAAGCACAAAGGGCUGAGGUAUCUGAUUCUGAGCAAGAAAGCCCAAAGUAUCCCACAUUAGAAGCUACAAAGCCGGGUGAGAAGCCGAGGGUGGUGGUGCUCGGUUCGGGUUGGGCAGCCUGUAGGUUUCUUAAAGGGCUCGACACAAGUGUGUAUGAUGUUGUUUGCAUCUCACCUAGGAACCAUAUGGUCUUCACACCUUUGCUUGCAUCGACGUGUGUUGGGACCCUCGAGUUCCGGACAGUAGCUGAACCGGUCGGUCAGAUACAAACAGCAUUGGCAAAGGACCCAAAUUCCUAUUUCUUUCUUGCCAACUGCACUGGUGUUGACACUGAAAAACAUGAGGUGCUCUGUGAGACAAUUGGUAACGGUGGACAGAGUCUGGAGCCUUACCGGUUUAAAGUUGCAUAUGACAAACUUGUGAUUGCUUCUGGGGCUGAACCCUUGACAUUUGGUAUAAAGGGUGUGAAGGAACACGCUUUUUUCCUUCGUGAAGUAAAUCAUGCACAAGAGAUCAGGAAAAGGCUUCUCUUGAACCUCAUGCUCUCUGAAAAUCCAGGUGUAUCCGAAGAAGAGAGGGAACAAUUGUUGCACUGCGUUGUUAUUGGAGGUGGCCCAACGGGUGUUGAAUUCAGUGGCGAGUUGAGUGAUUUUAUAAUGAGAGAUGUUCGUCAACGAUACACUCAUGUCAAAAACUACAUCCGUGUUACCCUUAUUGAGGCAAAUGAGAUUUUAUCCUCAUUUGAUGUUGGAUUGAGAGAAUACGCAACAAAACACUUGACCAAGGUCGGGGUCCGCUUGGUACGUGGCAUUGUGAAAGAGGUACACCCUAAGAAAAUAGUUCUGAGUGAUGGAAGUGAAGUUCCAUUUGGGCUCCUAGUUUGGUCUACCGGAGUUGGCCCAUCCCAAUUUGUAAAAUCGCUACAUCUCCCAAAGUCCCCUGGAGGAAGAAUUGGUGUAGAUGAAUGGUUGCGAGUCCCUGAGGUAGAUGAUGUGUUUGCUCUUGGUGAUUGUGCCGGUUUUCUGGAGAAGACCGGGAGACCAGUCCUACCAGCUCUUGCUCAGGUUGCAGAAAGACAAGGAAAGUACCUUGUGGAGGUGUUUAACAGGAUCGGAAAGAAAACUGGGGGAAAAGCCUUAUCUGCAAAAGAUUUAAAGCUGGGAGACCCUUUCGUCUACAAUCAUCUUGGAAGUAUGGCUUCUGUAGGGCGUUACAAGGCUCUGGUUGACUUGCGCCAGUCCAAGGACUCCCAAGGUAUUUCAAUGGCAGGCUUCGUGAGUUGGUUCAUAUGGCGAUCGGCUUAUUUGACACGAGUUAUCAGCUGGAGAAACCGGUUUUAUGUAGCUGUGAAUUGGGCAACAACACUAGUCUUCGGUAGAGACAACUCCAGGAUAUGACAGGGCUCCAAUUGAGAUAAUGUUAAAAGCAGUAGGCUAUUUUUUUCUUCAUAUUUUUGAAUUAAUUCCUAUGAUGUUGUACAAAUUGUCUGCUUUUUGCAGUAUGUGUUUUGUUGAUGACAACGCCCUUGCUAUUAAUGAUUCUCGGAAUUGUAAAGACACUAAUAACCAUAUUUAUGCCAACAAUAGAAAAAUUUGUAUUAAUAACCAAUUCAUAGUGAUUUUGAAAUACAAUUCUUAUUUAGAGAACGGUUAUUAA